Molecule: messenger RNA, 1628 nt
Organism: Gryllus bimaculatus (two-spotted cricket)
Lineage: Eukaryota; Metazoa; Arthropoda; Insecta; Orthoptera; Gryllidae
Source: the annotation of a GenBank genome assembly
AUGCGCGCCGCCGCCGCCGCCACCGCCCUCGCCCUCCUGGCGCUCGUCGCGGGCGCCUGCGCCGCCCGAAAGACCUACGCGGGGUACCGUCUCCUGCAGACGCAGCCUCUGGAUGAUGAGCGUGGCCUCGCCCUGGCGGCGCUGAGCGACCAGCUCGACUUCUGGUCUCCGCCGCGCCGCGGCGAGGGCGCCACCAUCUUCGUCUCCCCCGAGGACUUGCCUUCCGUCGAGGCCAUGCUCAAGAAGCUCGAUGUCGGCUACGAGGUGGCCGUGGCCGACAUGCAGAGAGUCCUUGCUGCGUCCGAGCCUAACCCUGCCCCACGUGCGGGUGGCCGUGCUAUCUCAUUCACACGUUUUAACAACGUCACGGAGAUUCACGCCUACCUCGAGGACCUGGCAGCGCAGUACCCUGAUCUCGUGACGCUGCUCAGCGCUGGCUCGAGCCAGGAGGGUCGCGAUCUGAAACUGGUGAAGAUCUCCAACAGCAACGGCCGUUCAGGGAAGCGAGCAAUCUUCAUCGAUGCCGGCAUCCACGCUCGUGAGUGGAUUGCACCGCCCGUCGCCCUCUACACCAUCAGCCAGCUGGUGGAGAACUACGAAGCCAACCGCGAGCUGGUCGACGCCCUCGACUGGUACGUGCUGCCUGUACUCAACCCCGACGGCUACGACCGUCUCCCGUCUAUAAAAUAUACUGACUCAGCAAUUGACUCGACCGUAAACAAAAUAAUCAGUCAUUCAAUGCUUAUUGAUUUUUGCCUCGAACUGCAGGAACGCUUCUGGCGCAAAACACGCUCCAAUAACGGCAACCCCGCCUGCUUGGGAGUCGACGCUAACCGCAACUUUGAAGACAACUGGAUGUUGGUUGGAUCAAGCUCUAACUUGUGCUCUGAAACCUACGCUGGGCCGUCCCCUGCCUCCGAACCAGAGACCCAGGCACUCCAAUCUUUCCUGAGGAACAUCGGCUCCCAGCUCGACCUCUACCUCACGUUUCACAGCUACGGUCAGUACAUCCUGCACCCUUGGGGCUACACUGUCACUCCAGCCGAAGACGCUGAACAAUUGACUGCCCUAGCCCGGAUCGCUGCCGAUGCCAUCGAGUCCGUGCGAGGCACGAGGUACACAGUUGGCGGCUCCGCCGAAGUUAUAUACCUGACGUCGGGCUCGAGCGAGGACUGGGCCAAGAGCGGCGCGGGCGUCAAGUACUCCUACACCGUGGAGCUGCCGCGCGGCGGCUCGGGCUUUGACCCGCCGGCGUCCGCCAUCUUGCCCGUCGUCACCGAGACCUUCGAGGGCGUGCGCGCCUUCGCGCGCUUCUUCGCCCAGCGCCAGAGCCAGCCCUGAGCGCGCCCACCAGACCUCGCGCAUCGCCCCCGCACGCCCGCGCCACACCGAGCUCAAAAGACAACUCACAUUCCCGGGCAACAUUGAGAAACAGGUUCCCGAUACGCUCUUUCCCGAAUGGGAGAAUACGUUAGGCGCUUUCGGUAGUUAGAUUUUGUUUUCAGUUAGUGCAUAAGGUUCUUCUAAGCCGCCAAAAAUUACAUAUGUAAAAGUACUGCGGUACUUGUCCUGUUAUUCCAGGAAAUAAAUGUGAAAAAAAUGAAAAAUAUCCCUGCAGGUCCGAAUUC